CAUUAGCAGAAAGAGGAGGAAACAGAAAGUGAAAAUGGAUCAGAACAAUGGACUGAAUGAAGACCUGGAGCUACCACUAUAUAGUCUGUCGACAAUUAUAGAUGCCACGGAUAGCUUUUCAUUCAACAAGAAGCUCGGGGAAGGUGGUUUUGGACCUGUAUACAAGGGUAGACUAACAGAUGGUCAAGAGAUUGCCGUGAAGAGGCUCUCACAAACUUCUGGACAAGGUGCCACAGAGUUCAAAAAUGAAGUGAUACUUAUAGCGAAACUUCAGCAUCGAAAUCUUGUAAAGCUCCUUGGUUGUUGCAUUGAAGGGGAAGAGAAAUUGCUGAUCUAUGAAUAUAUGCCCAACAGAAGCUUGGACUGCUACAUUUUCGAUCAAACACAAGGUAGGCAGUUGGAUUGGUCUCAGUGCUUCCACAUUAUCGAAGGUAUAGCAAGGGGUCUUCUCUACUUGCAUCAGGAUUCCAGACUGAGGAUUAUUCAUAGAGAUCUUAAAGCAAGCAAUGUGUUACUUGAUGAUGAGAUGAAACCAAAAAUCUCAGACUUUGGCAUGGCUAGGCUUUUUGGAGGAGAUGAGACUGAAGGAGUCACAAAAAGAGUAGUUGGAACCUACGGUUACAUGGCACCAGAAUAUGCCAUUAAUGGUCAAUUCUCUGUAAAAUCUGACGUUUUUAGCUUUGGCAUUUUAUUGCUGGAGACAUUAACGGGAAAGAGGAGUAGAGGAUUUCAUGAUCAGAAACACAACCUUAAUCUAGUUGGACAUGUGUGGAGAUUGUGGAAAGAAGGAAGGUCCUUUGAGGCGAUUGACGAAUGCUUAAGGGAAUCAUGCACUCUAUCAGAAGCAUUGCAUUGCAUACAUGCUGGUCUUCUAUGUGUCCAAAAGCUUCCUGAAGAUAGGCCGACCAUGUGGGCGGUGGUUCUGAUGCUAGGUGGUGAGAGUGCCUUGCCUCAACCCAAAAGGCCAGGUUUAUAUGUAGGAAAAUAUUCAUCAUCUGAAGUAGAUUCAUCUUCAAGUAAGAAUGAAACAUUCUCGUAUACAAAUGAAUGUUCAAUAACUGUGGCGGAGGCUCGAUAAGACUCGAGAUUCUCAAGUAGCAUCUAAUUUGUUAGUACUGUUCAUUCCUGUAGUGGAGGACGUCCAAAAUCUGCGUACCAAUCUAGGACUAAGGAUGAGGAGACAACUUUCAAAGAUUACAUUUCAUGACUCUGGUUUCU
This is a messenger RNA of Rosa rugosa (rugosa rose), 1218 nucleotides long. Its product is annotated as G-type lectin S-receptor-like serine/threonine-protein kinase SD1-1. Gene Ontology annotation, biological process: protein phosphorylation. The transcript has 7 exons. The record is from RefSeq and is a predicted model, not a curated record. NCBI's taxonomy places the organism in Eukaryota, Viridiplantae, Streptophyta, Magnoliopsida, Rosales, Rosaceae. The coding region runs from base 35 to 1078 and encodes 347 amino acids. Gene Ontology annotation, molecular function: ATP binding; protein kinase activity.